CGGUGCCUGUGCCCCGGCCGUGCUGAGGGGCGGCGCCGCGCGGUGCCCGCCCCCCCCCGCCCCGUGCCCUGCCGUCAGGCGCCGCUUUGCGACAGCCGGGCCGGGCCGGGCCCGCUCCCCCCGCGCCGCCGGGCAGGGGACAGGACAGGAGAGGAGGGCAGGGAGGUGUGAGAGCAAAAUGGCAGGGAACAGCCUGGUGCUGCCCAUUGUGCUGUGGGGUCGGAAGGCUCCCACCCACUGCAUAUCAACGCUGCUGCUAAUGGAUGACGUCUCCAUGAUCGUCACGGGCUGCCACGACGGACAGAUAUGUCUCUGGGACCUCUCUCUGGAUUUAGAGAUUAAUCCCCGAGCUCUGCUGUUUGGUCACACAGCCUCAGUUACGUGUUUAUCGAAGGCCUCUGCUUCCAGUGAAAAGCAGUAUGUAGUGAGCGCGUCGGAGAGCGGGGAGAUGUGUCUGUGGGACGUGAAUGAUGGGAGAUGCAUAGAGUUUACGAAGCUGGCCUGCACGCACACUGGCAUACAGUUCUAUCAGUUCACGGUCGGGACUCAGCGCGAAGGGAGACUGUUAUGCCAUGGCCAUUAUCCAGAAAUUCUUGUUGUGGAUGCUACCAGCCUUGAAGUUCUUUAUUCUUUGGUAUCAAAGAUAUCUCCCGACUGGAUCAGCUCCAUGACUAUCAUUAAAUCCAAUAGAACACAAGAGGAUACUGUUGUAGCAGUUUCAGUGACUGGCAUCCUGAAAGUAUGGAUAAUAACCUCUGAAGUGAGUCGCAUGCAGGAUACCGCACCAAUAUUUGAAGAGGAGUCAAAACCUAUUUAUUGUCAGAACUGUCAAAGCAUUUCUUUCUGCUCAUUUACCCAGCGGUCGUUGUUGGUGGUGUGCUCCAAGUACUGGAGGGUUUUUGAUGCUGGAGAUUAUUCCCUUUUAUGCUCGCUCCCUAGUGAAAAUGAACAGACCUGGACCGGUGGUGAUUUUGUGUCAGCUGAUAAAGUCAUUGUGUGGACAGAAGAUGGACAAAGUUUCAUAUAUAAAUUACCACCCAGCUGUCUACCAGCUAGUGAUUCGUUUCGCAGUGAUGUGGGGAAAGCAGUAGAAAAUCUAAAUCCUCCUUUAUUGUACAGCGUAUUGGACAGAGCAGAUAAACAGUUACUUAUAUGUCCCCCAGUUACUCGAUUCUUCUGCAGACGUAGGGACUUGUCCUAUAAGCUGCUAAUCCAAGGAGACUCUUCAGGAAGACUGUCUAUUUGGAGUAUGCCUGAAAAUCUUGAACAACAAGAUAGUGCAGAAGGACUGCAAACAACAACUUCAAUAUCCCUGCAGGAAGCUUUUGAUAAACUUACGCCUCGCCCAGCUGGGAUUAUAGACCAACUAAGCUUAAUACCCAACUUCAAUGAACCACUUAAAGUUACGGCCAGUGUGUAUAUCCCAGCACAUGGGCGUUUGGUCUGCGGUCGGGAGGACGGAAGCAUUGUUAUUGUGCCAGCAACACAAACUGCUAUAGUUCAGCUUUUGCAAGGAGAGCAUAUGCUUCGGAGAGGUUGGCCACCUCACCGGACUCUCAGAGGCCAUCGAAACAAAAUUACAUGCUUACUGUAUCCUCAUCAGGUUUCUUCUCGUUAUGAUCAAAGGUAUUUGAUCUCAGGUGGUGUGGAUUUCUCAGUCAUCAUGUGGGAUAUAUUUUCUGGAGAGAUGAAACACAUCUUCUGUGUGCAUGGUGGAGAAAUUACACAGCUUCUAGUUCCACCAGAAAACUGUAGUGCAAGAGUCCAGCACUGCGUUUGCUCUGUUGCCAGUGAUCACUCGGUAGGUCUUCUGAGCCUGCGGGAGAAAAAAUGCAUCAUGCUGGCAUCCCGUCACCUCUUCCCUAUUCAAGUAAUAAAAUGGAGGCCUUCUGAUGACUACCUGGUAGUGGGAUGUUCAGAUGGCUCUGUGUACGUCUGGCAAAUGGAUACCGGUGCUCUGGACAGGUGUGUGAUGGGAAUAACAGCAGUAGAAAUCCUGAACGCCUGUGAUGAGGCAGUUCCUGCGGCCGUGGACUCCCUCAGUCAUCCCGCUGUCAACCUGAAGCAGGCCAUGACUCGGCGGAGCCUGGCUGCUCUGAAAAACGUGGCACAUCAAAAACUGCAGACUCUUGCCACUAACCUGCUAGCUUCUGAGGCAUCCGACAAAGGGAACUUACCUAAAUAUUCGCAUAACUCCCUGAUGGUUCAAGCUAUAAAGACUAACUUAACAGAUCCAGAUAUACACGUGCUCUUCUUCGAUGUGGAGGCCCUGAUUAUUCAGCUGCUGACCGAAGAGGCCUCGAGACCCAACAGCGCACUCAUUUCUCCGGAGAAUUUGCAGAAGGCAUCUGGCGGUUCUGACAAAGGAGGCUCCUUUUUGACUGGCAAACGAGCAGCCGUCCUCUUCCAGCAGGUCAAGGAGACGAUCAAAGAGAAUAUCAAAGAGCAUCUCCUCGACGACGAGGAUGAGGAUGAAGAAUCGAUAAGGCAGAGAAGAGAAGAUGGUGACCCGGAAUAUCGCUCUAGCAAAUCUAAACCAUUAACUUUAUUAGAGUACAAUCUAACCAUGGAUACAGCAAAGCUUUUUAUGUCUUGUCUUCAUGCCUGGGGCUUGAAUUCUGUCCUAGAUGAGCUUUGCCUUGAUCGCCUGGGGAUGCUUAAGCCGCACUGCUCUGUGUCCUUUGGCCUCCUGUCCAGAGGUGGCCACAUGUCUCUGAUGCUUCCCGGUUACAACCAGUCUGUAGGUAAGCCAUCCUACGAGGGCGUGGAGCUGGGAAGGAAGAUGUCCAUUACAGAAGGACUGGGAAAGGGGACGUACGGAGUGUCGCGUGCAGUCACCACUCAGCACCUCCUCUCUGUCAUCUCGCUGGCAAACACGCUGAUGAGCAUGACGAAUGCAACUUUUAUUGGAGACCACAUGAAGAAAGGCCCGACCAGGCCGCCUCGGCCUGGCACUCCAGAGAUGACAAAAGUGAAGGCACCUCCUUCGAUGGCAGCAAGUCACGCAGCUCAAGGACAAAUUAAGCAAGUUGCUCCUGCUGUUUCUUCUAGCACUGAAGCUGGUCACUCUGGCUCUGACACUGCUCCUACUUUACAUACCUGUUUCUUAGUAAAUGAAGGUUGGAGCCAGCUGGCUGCCAUGCACUGCGUGAUGCUCCCCGACCUGCUGGGGCUGGACAAGUUCCGACCUCCUCUCCUGGAGAUGCUGGCCCGCCGCUGGCAGGACCGCUGCCUGGAGGUAAGAGAAGCUGCCCAGGCCUUAUUGUUAGCAGAACUGAGAAGAAUCGAGCAGGCAGGUCGGAAGGAGACAAUUGAUGCGUGGGCUCCGUAUUUGCCACAGUACAUUGACAGUGUUAUAUCACCUGGAGUAACCACGGAAGCCAUUCAGACCGCUACGGCAAGCCCAGAUGCGUUGGGAACAGAGGCAAAAGUCCAAGAAGAGGAGCACGAUCUGGUUGAUGACGACAUCACAGCAGGUUGCCUGUCCGGUCUCCCGCAGAUGAAGAAAAUCUCGACUUCUUACGAAGAGCGCAGGAAGCAAGCGACUGCCAUCGUCCUGCUGGGGGUGAUCGGGGCGGAAUUUGGAGCUGAAAUUGAGCCUCCCAAACUCCUGACUCGGCCGCGUAGCUCUAGUCAAAUUCCCGAGGGAUUUGGUUUAACCAGCGGCGGAUCAAAUUAUUCCCUGGCGAGGCAUACGUGCAAGGCGCUGACGUUCCUGCUGCUGCAGCCGCCGAGCCCCAAGCUGCCCGCGCACAGCACCAUCCGCAGGACUGCCAUCGACCUGAUCGGCCGCGGCUUCACCGUCUGGGAGCCCUACAUGGACGUCUCCGCCGUGCUCAUGGGUCUGCUGGAGCUCUGCGCCGACGCCGAGAAGCAGCUCGCUAACAUCACAAUGGGGCUGCCCCUGAGCCCGGCGGCCGACUCUGCCCGCUCGGCGCGACACGCUCUCUCGCUCAUCGCCACGGCCAGACCACCCGCCUUCAUCACCACCAUCGCCAAGGAGGUGCACAGACACACCGCCCUGGCUGCGAACACGCAGUCUCAGCAGAAUAUCCACACCACCACCCUUGCUCGAGCUAAAGGAGAGAUCUUACGAGUCAUUGAAAUACUUAUUGAGAAGAUGCCUACCGACGUCGUGGACCUUCUGGUGGAGGUUAUGGACAUCAUCAUGUAUUGCCUUGAAGGAUCUUUAGUUAAGAAGAAAGGUCUUCAGGAAUGCUUCCCAGCCAUCUGCAGGUUCUACAUGGUCAGCUAUUACGAGCGGAGUCACAGAAUAGCAGUUGGAGCUCGCCAUGGUUCAGUGGCCCUCUACGACAUCCGGACUGGGAAAUGUCAGACGAUCCACGGUCACAAAGGGCCCAUAACUGCAGUGGCGUUUGCUCCCGACGGCCGGUACCUCGCCACCUACUCCAACUCCGACAGCCACCUCUCCUUCUGGCAGAUGAACACGUCCCUGCUGGGCAGCAUCGGCAUGCUCAACUCGGCGCCUCAGCUGCGCUGCAUCAAGACGUACCAGGUGCCGCCCGUGCAGCCGGCCUCCCCCGGCUCGCACAACGCGCUGCGGCUGGCCCGCCUCAUCUGGACCUCCAACCGCAACGUCAUCCUCAUGGCUCACGACGGCAAGGAGCACCGCUUCAUGGUCUAGGGGAAGCCACAAGUACAGCGCUGUCCCCGACCUCCCUGUCCUUCUCCCUCUUCCUUCGUCUCUGUGCUCCACACACCCAGCGCCCCUCAGCGCCUCACGGACCGGCCAGGCCGCGGCGGCUCGGCCUAUGGACAUGGACAGGGACACGGGGUGGUUUCUCCCCACAGCAGCGGGAGGAUGGAUGGCUUUUGGGGAUGUCCCAGCUCCCGGAGCAGCAGCAGCAGGACACGCGGUCACGCUGAGGCCUGGGCAGCGGCCGCAGGCACCACCCCGCGCUCCUUCACUGGGGGCCGAGCCCAGGCGGCAGCAUCCCGAAACCCGCCGGCGGACCCUCAGUGUUUCCCAAAAAGGCUGUGUUUACAUGGACUUUCUGCUCGUGACUACUGAAUGAUCGCUGGGUGACGCCCCUUAGGGCCUGUUGGUGAGGGCCUGAUGGGCUCGGGGUCGGGACCAUGAAGGGACGGAGGUUUGGGUGCCCCGGCAGUGCUGCUGUGCUCAUCAUCGCUUGCUGUAGCUGGAAGAAAGAGUAACAACCCACGUGUAAAUAUUACAAAAUCUCUUUAAGAUAGAAUAGCAAACUUGAACAGAGGAGUAUUUAUAUAUAAAGGUGUUUUUUUGCUACCAGUGAAGGUAUUUAUUUAAAAAAAAAAGGAGAGAGAAAAAAAGCUUUUUUCUUCCAAAAGCCGCUCCCGUUUGUGCUGGGCCCUGUGGGAAGGCAGGCUGUGUGCUGCAUGGGCUGGCCUCGCCGAGACACCGGGGCAAACAGCACAAAUGGCACUGGUGGGUAGCGAGUCCGGCACAAAAAUUGUGAAAAAUGGGUAAGUUAUUUGAGUGGAUGUAUGGGAACAGUUCCCUCGGUAGGAAUAUUCCUAUGUAACGUUCGCUGUGACUGUGUUUCCUUCUUACAUAUCUAAUUUUAUGAAAUAUUUAAUCGUGUGAAAGUAUGCUGGUUUAUGCUCACAGUAAAGAAAAAAAUCUAUGAAAUACUAUUUUAUUUAAACAUAUUGAUGUAUAUGUUUGUAUAGCUUUUUCUUUGCCAUUUUUGUCUGAAAAGCUCACAGAACUAAGGCUGUCUUUACAUGAUAAAGUAAAAAUGGUACUCAUAGAAUCCUCCCUUCCCCAAAAGGAAUAAAUUAAUUUUUAAAACGGCUUCUAAAUUUAAAAAGCAUUGAUUUUUUUUUUAUUAUUAAUUUUAUUUUAGGUGGUCUGUGUAGUACACUGUAUAUGGAAGUGAGGUUUACAGUCCAGAAGCUACAUAUCUGUUUGCUGUUUAAAAAUUUAAAAAUUAAGACCAUUAGGAAUGUUUAACACAAACUGCCGCAAAAUUUACUCUUUGUAUCUGGCGGGAAUGUAGAAUUUGGUAGAGAACUCUGUCGUAGAAUAUCAGGGUCUUUUCGAAGUGAACUGAUGCAAGGUGCAUGUACAUUGUGUUUAUAAAGCUGUAGCUGUAACCUCAGUGAUUAAAGCAAAAAAGAGCUGCCAGGCUCCCAUCUGUGGGCUGCAGCGCCGUCCCGCUCGGUGUGGGGGUGUGAGGGAGGCGUUAGGGUGCUCUGUAAGCACACCCAGAGGGGUUCCAGGAUCCGACGCCACCGUUAUUUUCGGGCAGAUCUCACGACCUGUGUGUGUGUUUGCUUUCAGAAACAAACUGCGGCCGCGGGGGGAACAGCGGGCUGUAGCCCUGCAGUGAUUCCCUUUGUGGUGUAGCGAGCAAACACCUUGAAUGAUCUAUGCAUUAAAGUGUUUGUUUUGGGGUAGGAGUGUAAUGGGCUUUCUGAAGUGCAAGGCAGAGGCAGCCGUGUGCUUGCCAGCCCUGCACACCAAGCCGCAGGGGCACUGACGGUGAGCGGUCCGCUGGUGGAGGAGCAUCCUCAGCCCGCAGCACCCGUCUUAGGGCACCGGGCUCGCUCUGGUCCUCGCCCAGCCCGCAGCACCUGAGGGUCCUCUGCAGCCUGAACACAACUACCUGCCUAAACACACCCCCUGCUUCGGUGACUUCGUUAGCCCUAGUCCCCAACUUCUUCUCUCGCAGCCCCCAUCUCUCAGCACCGCUGCAGAAUCGGUAUUGUCAUUGCGGUGUAAGCUCUUAGUGCUCUAUUGAUUUGUUAGUGCUGUAUUUGGACUUGUCCUUGUAAACGUGGAGACGUAUGUGGCUUCGCUGGCAGUUUACAAGCAAAAGAUGACAUGAUGAGACACCUGUAUGAAAAUGUUGUAAUGAUGGAAGUCACCAUCCAUGGGAAAUGAUGGAAGUGGCUGCCUCCCGAGCAACUUCUGAAUCCACUCCCCAUCUGCUGUAUGUAUUGAACAACCUGGUGUAAAUAUGCUUGGGAAAUAAAACUGAGUUGUAUUGAA
Anas platyrhynchos (mallard) is the source of this 6994-nucleotide messenger RNA. RefSeq names its product WD repeat domain 7 (gene WDR7). Gene Ontology annotation, molecular function: protein binding. Gene Ontology annotation, cellular component: cytoplasm. NCBI's taxonomy places the organism in Eukaryota, Metazoa, Chordata, Aves, Anseriformes, Anatidae. The record is from RefSeq and is a predicted model, not a curated record.